AUGGCCAGCUUCAUGUCGACCUUCUUCCCCGGCAGCUCCAGCGUCGGCACCAGCAGCAGCUCCGGCAGGGACAAGGCGCCGCGGGCUGGAGACGCACACGCCGAGCCUCGCCCCGUCACGCCCACCAUGAACAUCAACAGCUUCAUCAACCCGCUCAACACGCCGCUGGGCAGCCCCAGCAAACGGACGAUCCCGCCCGGCGCGAACGACCUGCCCACCGCCUUUGACGCCGCCAUGAACCUCAACCUGGGCUCCAACGUGAGCUCCAACGUCAGCUCCAACCUGAGUUCCAAUCUGAGCUCCAGCUCCAGCGGCGGCGGUUUUGACGCUCCCGUCAGGCUGACGCCUCGCCCGCAGAGCGUCAUCGCUCCGCUUUCGCCCUCGCCGGCCAAGGCCAACGGCAGCAGCAGCAGCGCCAACAACGCCAACGGCAGCAGCAAAAGAGCUGCGCAGCCUCCGCCUCAGUCGCAAUCUCAGUCUCUGUCUCAAUCCCAGUCUCGGACUCCCCAGCCCCGGACGCCUCAGCCUCUCACUCUUCAGUCUCUCGAGCAGCAGCAGCGCCAGCAAGAUGAGGAGGAAGAGGGCACCGCCGCCCCCCUCGAUGGCAGCGUCGUGCAGAAAAAGAUACCAAAGCCGGACAAGGUAGAAAAGGUGGAAAAGGUGCAAAGGACAGAAAAGGGGAGAGCAUCGCCUGGCUCACCGCGCAAGCGACACGCCCAGCCUGCUCAAGCUCAUGAUCCAAAUGCGCCGCCGCCUGGGCCUCGUCUCGCCGCUCAAGACCAAGAUCGCCACGCGCACCACAGCCAUGCCGCGCUCUCUCGCCAGCAGAUGUACGAUACCAAGGGGGAACGUCCUAUUAUAGCUAAGAGGUUUAACACGGCUCGUGGCUUGACGGCCGAGGAGCGCGAGAUUCUGCAGCGGCCCAAUGUGCGCCGCAUGGUCAAUGUCACCCAGCUCUACUUCCUCGACUACUACUUUGACUUGCUCACAUAUGUCGGUGCACGGCAGAAGCGCCUCGCCGCCUUCAAGAGCGAGUUCCCAGAAUCCCCCGAGACGGACCCGGAAACCCACCGAGUGUGGUCCAAGUACACUGGCCGAGAGCGCGCCAACCUUCGAAAGCGUCGCAUUCGAUUAAAACAGGGCGAUUUUCAGAUUCUCACCCAGGUCGGCCAGGGCGGCUACGGCCAAGUCUUUCUAGCUCAGAAAAAGGACACGCGCGAGGUGUGUGCGCUCAAGGUGAUGAGCAAAAAGCUGCUCUUCAAGCUGGACGAGGUCCGCCAUGUCCUAACGGAGCGUGACAUCCUGACAACGGCGCAAAGCGACUGGCUGGUCCGGCUCCUGUACUCAUUCCAGGACGACAAGAACAUCUAUCUCGCCAUGGAAUACGUGCCUGGCGGCGACUUCCGUACUCUCCUUAACAAUACGGGGGUGCUGUCCAACCGACAUGCGCGCUUCUACAUUGCCGAGAUGUUCUGCUCAGUCGACGCUCUUCACAAGCUCGGUUACAUCCACCGCGAUCUGAAGCCUGAAAACUUCCUCGUCGACUCCACGGGCCAUGUCAAGCUGACCGACUUUGGCCUCGCUGCCGGUGUUUUGGCCCCGUCAAAGAUUGAAUCCAUGCGCAUCAAGCUGGAACAGGCUUCCGAGACACCAGUACCAUUUGGCAAGCCAAUAGGCCAGCGAACGGUAGCCGAGCGUCGCGAGAGCUACCGAACCAUGCGGGAUAACGAUGUCAACUACGCAAAGUCCAUUGUCGGCUCGCCCGACUACAUGGCACCAGAGGUUCUCAGAGGAGAAGAGUACGAUUACACGGUGGAUUACUGGAGUUUGGGCUGCAUGCUGUUCGAGGCCCUGACCGGCUUCCCCCCCUUUGCUGGUUCGACCCCUGACGAGACGUGGCGCAAUUUGAAGCAUUGGAAAGAGGUUCUUAAGAGGCCCGUCUGGGAAGACCCUAACUAUUUCUUGAGCAACCGGACGUGGAAUUUCAUUACUACCUGCAUCAAUUCACGGACAAAGCGCUUCAGUGAGAUUAAGGACAUUUUUGCCCACCAGUACUUCGCCGAAGUCGACUGGGAGACGCUGCGCCAGACCAGAGCGCCCUUCGUGCCAGAGCUGGACUCUGAGACGGAUGCCGGCUACUUUGAUGACUUUGGCAACGAUGCCGACAUGGCCAAGUAUAAAGAGGUCCACGACAAGCAGCAGGCCUUGGAAAGCAUGGCAGAGCGCGAGGAAGAGAUGAGCAAGAGUCUCUUUGUCGGCUUCACGUUCCGGCACCGCAAGCCCGCCACCGAUGACGGCGAUGGAAGCAAUAGCCCGCGGAAGCGCAUCCCGACCGACGACUCGUUUGGUACCAUGUUUUAG
Trichoderma gamsii is the source of this 2361-nucleotide messenger RNA. Its product is annotated as Dbf2-like protein. NCBI's taxonomy places the organism in Eukaryota, Fungi, Ascomycota, Sordariomycetes, Hypocreales, Hypocreaceae. Bases 1 to 2361 code for a protein of 786 amino acids. Gene Ontology annotation, cellular component: spindle pole body. Gene Ontology annotation, molecular function: ATP binding; protein serine/threonine kinase activity. The transcript is spliced from 3 exons. The record is from RefSeq and is a predicted model, not a curated record. Gene Ontology annotation, biological process: peptidyl-serine phosphorylation; intracellular signal transduction.